Paramuricea clavata is the source of this 513-nucleotide messenger RNA. Lineage: Eukaryota; Metazoa; Cnidaria; Anthozoa; Malacalcyonacea; Plexauridae. The record is from the annotation of a GenBank genome assembly.
AUGGCCAGACGAACGAAAACGUUACUCCCAAUAAGUGAUACAUUGCUCAAACCAUCUGUCAUCGAGCCCAGUGAAGUUACGAAACGCUUAUCACAUUAUCGACAGCAAAGCAAAAAGUACUAUGACCGCACAGCUAAACCUCUUCCAAAUUUGCAAAAGGGAGAUGUGGUGCGGGUCACAGACAUCAAAGGGAAAUACAUGAAAAAAGGAACUGUUAUAAGCGAGACAAGUUAUCCAAGGUCCUACAUGGUAAAUAUAAAUGGACGAAACUAUCGAAGAAAUCGUCGCCAUCUUCUGAAAGUGAAAGAAGAACCAGAUAGUGAGCAUGAAUACGACACAAUCGUAGAACCGAUCAAUCAGGAAGAAAUCAUCGUAGAACAAACCAAUUGGCAAGAAACAAUCGUGGAACCAAGUCAAGUUACAGAUCACCAAGAUGACCACGAGAGACAACAUGGUUUACCAAGAUCUCGUUUUGGAAGAGUUAUCAAACCACCUGAUCGCUUGAACCUUUGA